UUUUUGUGAGAUCAGCGAGUAUACAGCAGUCUAGCCGCUGCCGUUGGCCAUGAGUGAUCGGUUGUUGAGGGUUGGGCAACGGAUCGAGGUAUCCGGCAAGGAUGUCCGCGGAUCGAUUGCCUACAUCGGGAUGACCUCGUUUGCGGUUGGCAAAUGGGUUGGUGUCAUUCUGGACGAACCGAAGGGCAAAAACAACGGGUCGAUCAAAGGACAAACGUACUUUUCGUGUGAUGAAAACUAUGGAAUGUUCGUUCGUCCCACCCAGCUGGUGUUCCUGGACGAUGCGGGAAAUCCUAUCGAAAGUGGAGAAGUGCAAACUCCCGAGGAGAAACCACGUUCACGCUUGAGCAG
Messenger RNA from Aedes albopictus (Asian tiger mosquito), 351 nucleotides. RefSeq names its product dynactin subunit 1-like. Gene Ontology annotation, biological process: nuclear migration; establishment of mitotic spindle orientation; cytoplasmic microtubule organization. Gene Ontology annotation, molecular function: microtubule plus-end binding. The record is from RefSeq and is a predicted model, not a curated record. Lineage: Eukaryota; Metazoa; Arthropoda; Insecta; Diptera; Culicidae. Gene Ontology annotation, cellular component: nucleus; kinetochore; microtubule plus-end.